AUGGCAUCGUGGGACAUCCCAUUUUCGAUCAGCUCGGCUGACCUGGAAUCUUUCCACUCAGCGCACUUUCCUGAGGCUCCCAUUCCCGUAAUAGCUCUCCAAGCUCUAGAAUCGCGCGUUCCGGAAGCUCACGAACUCGGCGAAGACGAUGACUGGCUAGGUCAUUAUCCGGACGGCGUGAAGCGGACCGUUACGGAUGAUGAGGUUGCCAUCUUCCGUCACAGCGAAAUACAAGGGCUUCUACGCCAACGGAGGCAGGCUGCCGAGAACGAACAGGAUGGUCGGCUCGAACAGUCCAAGGCGGAUGGUACCGAUACCACUUCGGGAAGACCUGAGAAACCAUCCCAUUUGAGGAAAGAAGCGACUGUACCGCAUAGUCCCGCAUCAUCAAGCUCGGGUCGACAGGGCAGGAAGAGGAAGCAUAAUCAAACCCAACGAAAAGCACGCAAGCGGACCGGAUAUGAAGAUCGUGGAGAUCCUGACGGCCGGACUUUCCGACGCAUCGCUCGCGAGAUGGAUGAAUUGAAUGCGGAGGCUGUGGAUCUUGACUAUUGA
Eremomyces bilateralis CBS 781.70 is the source of this 555-nucleotide messenger RNA. RefSeq lists its product as uncharacterized. The transcript is spliced from 2 exons. NCBI's taxonomy places the organism in Eukaryota, Fungi, Ascomycota, Dothideomycetes, Eremomycetales, Eremomycetaceae. The coding region runs from base 1 to 555 and encodes 184 amino acids. The record is from RefSeq and is a predicted model, not a curated record.